AUGCAAGAUCUCACCUCAUGGGGCAUCAAUGAUCAUGAGGAAGACUCCCUGCAGCUCUCUCUCACUGUCUCUGAAAAGGAGGUUCCUGCUGAGCAACAGCACUGUGAGCAGAAGUGGAGACCCAGUCUGGGGCAGGAGGACCCAGAGCCCACACAGAUUAAAGAGCAAGAGGAGGAAGUUAAGACCACUGACCUGCAGGAGCAUGUGACUCACGCCAAGAAGAGACCCAGCGAAUGCCGCCUCUGCAAAAAACGCUACACCUCCACCUGUAAAUUGAAGGUCCAUGUCCAAAUCCGUCACAUGGAGAAACCCUGCACCUUCCCUUUUGUGGCAAUUCCUUCCAAACUCAAAGGACAUCUUUUCAGGCACAUGACGAUUCACACAGGAGAGAAAUCAUUUAGCUGUGGUGACUGUGGGAAAAGCUUCAAUCGGAGGGGGCAGCUGAAGGUGGGAAUAAAAAAGCAGGAUGUGGACAAGUCUCAGCAAAGCACCUCUGGACCAUUCCUGACGUUGUCUUAA
Molecule: messenger RNA, 519 nt
Organism: Oncorhynchus nerka (sockeye salmon)
Lineage: Eukaryota; Metazoa; Chordata; Actinopteri; Salmoniformes; Salmonidae
Product: zinc finger and BTB domain-containing protein 24-like
Exons: 4
Coding region: 1-519 (172 amino acids)
Source: RefSeq, a predicted model, not a curated record